GCCCAAUGUUUAACUUUUGGUUCUUCCUAUUUCUUAAAAUAUAAACCCUAAACCCUUACAAUUUCUAGCACCUCCUUCGUCGUCCUCCCCCAAAUACUCAACCACAGAAAACACAGGGGAAAUGGUUUCAGCGAACGAAGAACAAAGAACGGAGAAGAUUCCGGUGUGGGAUUUGCCGGAUGUUCCGUCGGGAAAUCUGCCGGCGCACCUCGAACUCCAGAGGACCCGUACUGUCUGCACUAACGAUGCCCCUAUUCAUACGGAGAAUAUUCAAUACUCGGGUGCUUAUGCGUCGAUGGGAGUGGAUAACAGCAUGAGAUUCGAGAAGUUUUGCAAGAAUUUUAGGGUGGAAGUGAUUAGACUCGGAGAUGAUGAAAUGGAGUUCGAUAUGGUUGGCAUUGAUGCUUCUCUUGCGAAUGCGUUUAGGAGGAUCCUCAUAUCUGAGCUUCCAACCAUGGCUAUUGAAAAUGUUCUUGUUGCAAAUAACACCUCAGUGGUUCAAGACGAGGUGCUCGCCCAUAGACUAGGUCUUAUACCACUUAAAGUUGAUCCAAGGCUCUUCAAUUAUAAGUCAGAAAAUGACCAACCCAGUGAAAAGAAUACCAUUGUUUUUAAACUUCAUUCUCGUUGUGAAAAGAAGAGCUCACGUAUUAAUGUUAAGUCGAGCGAGCUGAAGUGGCUACCGGGGGGCAGUGAGUUCGCACUAAGUACAGAAAAACCAACUCAGGAUUCGACAUCAAAGGUUAAAACUUAUACUUCAUUCACUUGUAGUCAAGACUCUUUGCCAGAAUUCUCAAGCAACCCAAUUGCCCCCACGCAUGACGAUAUUACGUUAGCUGUACUUGGACCUGGACAGGAAAUUGAGCUGGAAGCACAUGCUGUGAAAGGAAUGGGCAAGACACAUGCAAAAUGGUCACCUGUUGCCACUGCUUGGUAUAGGAUGCUUCCUGAGGUUAUAUUGUUGCAAGAAAUUGAAGAUGAAAAGGCGGAAGAACUUAUCAAGAAAUGUCCUGUUAACGUGUUUGAUAUCGAAGAUAUUGGUAAAGGUCGAAAAAGAGCAACUGUGGCAAGGCCUCGAUCUUGUACUCUGUGCCGUGAAUGCAUCAGAGGAGAUGACUGGGAUAAGCUUGUGGCACUUCAACGCGUAAAAGAUCAUUUCAUUUUUACAAUUGAAUCUACGGGAGCAUUACCUCCAGAUGUUCUUUUCACUGAAGCUGUGAAGAUUCUAGAAGACAAGUGUGAGCGUGUGAUAACCGAAAUGUCCUAAUUACGCGGGCUUGCAAUGUGAAAAUCUGGCAUGGCCAAAAAGGAUCACAAUAUUUAUCGCUUAUUUAUAGCAUACUGUUAGUAACUUUAAGACUCUAAAUAUUGCACCAUCCAUCAAUUUUUAUUUAUUUUUCAGUAUUUUUACUACUGUUUGUUUC
Erythranthe guttata (spotted monkey flower) is the source of this 1424-nucleotide messenger RNA. It is a transcript of the gene RPAC43, whose product is annotated as RNA polymerase I subunit 43. NCBI's taxonomy places the organism in Eukaryota, Viridiplantae, Streptophyta, Magnoliopsida, Lamiales, Phrymaceae. Gene Ontology annotation, cellular component: RNA polymerase III complex; RNA polymerase I complex. Gene Ontology annotation, biological process: DNA-templated transcription. The record is from RefSeq and is a predicted model, not a curated record. Gene Ontology annotation, molecular function: protein dimerization activity; DNA binding.